Molecule: messenger RNA, 2529 nt
Organism: Manihot esculenta (cassava)
Lineage: Eukaryota; Viridiplantae; Streptophyta; Magnoliopsida; Malpighiales; Euphorbiaceae
Product: CLP protease regulatory subunit CLPX3, mitochondrial
Exons: 16
Coding region: 232-2370 (712 amino acids)
Biological process (GO): protein catabolic process; proteolysis; protein folding
Cellular component (GO): mitochondrial matrix
Molecular function (GO): ATP-dependent protein folding chaperone; ATP hydrolysis activity; ATP binding
Source: RefSeq, a predicted model, not a curated record
GCUUGCACAAGGAUGAUAAACUAGCGGAAAGAGGAAAGAAAGUUUUCUCUCCACGUUUCCCCCUAUAAACGCUCUCUGCAGCUUCUUCAACUGCUGCUCUUCUAUAUUUCUAUAUUAGCUGUUUUCUUCUUCUCCUUAUUCUUCUCCUUCUUCUUCUUCUUCUUCUUCUCCUUCUUCGUCAAUUUGUUCUCCACAGAUCUCUUCCUUUUCAUUUCAUUAUAUCUUCUAAUCAUGUCUGCAAUGAGAAGAUGGAGGAAGCUUAAACACAUACCUCUGGUUUUUUCUCAUCCAGAUCGCUCUCUCCACCGUUUCCUUCAGCUCUCCACCAUCUCUACCCAUUUAAAUUAUCUGAACGUCGGGUGCAACCGCCGGAGAGAGUCGCUUAUUGGACUUCAAGAGAGAUACAAGUGGAACCAAGGCUUUGGCUCCGGCGGUGGUAAUUCUAAUGAUGGCGAUUCUGAAAUUCGCAAAAUUAGGGCUGAAACCAAUUGCCCUCGUUGUUCCAAGCACAUGGAUCUCCUCUUCUCGAAUCGUCACUUUCCUUCUUCUAAUCUUGAGUUGGAUCCCAAUCAAGAGUGCUCCAGUCUUGGAGGACCUAACAGUACUAGCAGCAGCUAUCAAGCCGUUAAUUUUUGCCCCAGUUGUAAAACCGCCUAUUACUUCCGUCCUUACAAGAUUGCUCCUCUUCAGGGUAGCUUCAUUGAAAUUGGCAGAGUUACUAACUCUAAACCCAAAAACAGAAACUCCACCAAACAAUCCAAGGAUAACGCCACUCAAGAUUCCCCGGAGGAUUACACCAAUGCUAUUAGUAAUGGACUCAGGGCCUCCUUUUGGGACACUCUCAGGACUUACGCAGGGGACCCACCUGAGAAUUUGCCUCCACCUGGUGAGAAUGUCCUGGCAGUUCAUACUCCACCUGGCCCACCAUUUGCCCCUGGGGUUAAUGUGAUUAGAGCCACCGAGCCAAGUGGAGGAAGUGGAUCAAAUGGUAGAGCAGCUGGAGGAGGGGAAAGGACUGGUGGAUGGGGUGGAUCUAAUUUGGGGAAGGACUUACCCACGCCAAAGGAGAUUUGCAAGGGUCUUGAUAAGUUCGUUAUAGGUCAAGACAGAGCCAAAAAGGUGCUUUCUGUUGCUGUAUACAACCACUAUAAGAGGAUUUACCAUGCCUCUGUGCAGAAAGGGUCAGGAGCAGAAUCAGGAACUUCAUCUAUCAUAGAUGAUGAUGAUAAUGUGGAGCUAGAUAAAAGCAAUGUGCUCUUGAUGGGCCCAACUGGCUCAGGCAAGACUUUGCUUGCAAAAACUCUAGCGCGCUUUGUUAAUGUACCAUUUGUCAUUUCUGAUGCAACAGCUUUAACUCAGGCUGGAUAUGUUGGUGAAGAUGUUGAGUCCAUAUUGUAUAAAUUACUUGCGAGAGAGGGCAUUGGUUACAGGGACUCAAAAUUCCAGUUCCUUCCACCCAAGUUGGCGGCUGAGUUCAAUGUGCAAGCGGCUCAGCAAGGGAUAGUCUACAUUGAUGAAGUUGAUAAAAUAACUAAAAAGUCUGAGAGUUUAAACAUUAGCAGAGAUGUUUCAGGUGAGGGUGUCCAGCAAGCAUUAUUGAAAAUGCUAGAAGGAACUAUAGUGAAUGUUCCUGAGAAGGGGGCCAGGAAGCAUCCUCGAGGUGAUAAUAUACAGAUAGAUACAAAGGAUAUCCUGUUUAUUGUUGGUGGAGCUUUUGUGGAUCUUGAUAAGACCAUUUCAGAGAGACGGCAAGAUGCAUCAAUUGGAUUUGGAGCACCUGUUCGUGCUAACAUGAGAGCAGGUGGAGUAACUAAUGCUGCAGUCACAUCAUCUUUGCUUGAAUCUGCUGAGAGUGCUGAUCUUGUAGCAUAUGGCCUUAUACCAGAGUUUAUUGGCCGUUUUCCUGUAUUAGUUAGCUUGACAGCUCUUACAGAGGACCAACUUGUGCGGGUUCUCACAGAACCAAAAAAUGCUCUGGGCAAGCAGUACAAGAAAUUAUUUAGCAUGAAUGCUGUGAAGCUACAUUUUACAGAAAAAGCACUAAGAUUGAUUGCCCAAAAGGCAAUGGCUAAGAAUACUGGUGCUAGGGGUUUAAGAGCCAUACUAGAGAGUAUUCUAACUGAAGCAAUGUAUGAGAUUCCUGAUGUGAAAACAGGAAGUGAUAGAAUAGACGCUGUUGUAGUUGAUGAGGAGUCUGUAGGCUCAGUAAAUGCUACUGGAUGUGGUGGGAAAGUUCUUCGGGGAGAUGGUGCAUUGGAGCGUUACCUUGCAGCAUAUAAGCUAAAGGAAUCAGCGGAAAAUGUUGAGGUUGCUGAUGCAGAGUUGCAAGAAGGUGAAUCCGAUGUAUCAUCCAGAGCCAUGAGCAUGUAACUUUUGGUAUACGGUUGUCACUCAUUGUUCCCAUUAUUUAUAUAGUAACUUUAAUUAUAUAUGAAAAAAAUUAUUGUAAUAGAAUGACAAUUAUGUCCUGUAAUUAAUUUAAUAAGAAUUACAUUAAAAAAGAAAGAAGAAAAAUCAUUUUCACCAUUA